GUGCGGCGUGCGCGCGGCGCGGCCAUGCCGGGCAGGAAGUCUUCCAAGGAGAAGAAGCGGCGCCGCUCGCGUUCCUGCUGCCCGGAGGGAGCCCCGGGACAGGAUGGCAGCGACAGGAAGCGUCGGAGCACCGAGUCCAGCCACGGUGCCCUGGAGGAAACAAAAUGCAGUGUACUCUCUGGAGAAAAAGUGGAAGAAGCUGAGCAACCCAGUGAUAUAGAAGAAGGAGGAUUAGAUCUCACUGUGUCACUCAAACCUGUCAGUUUCUACAUUGGGGACAAAAAGGAAAUGCUUCAACAGUGUUUCUGUGUCAUAGGGGAGAAGAAACUACAGAAGAUGCUGCCUGAUACUUUAAAGAACUGUUCCAUGGAUGAAAUCAAAAGACUUUGCAUGGAGCAGUUGGAGCUGUUAUCUGAAAAAAAACUGUUGAAGAUACUUGAAGGCAAGAUUGGAGCUGAUUCUGAUACUGACGAGGAGGCAGAUGGAGGAGACAAGACUGGAGGUGAUUCAGUCAGUCAACAAGACAACAGUAUAGACUCAACUUCUUCUCUGAGAGAAGACAGCAAGCUGGAAGGUCAGGAGUCAAAGCAAGGCAAGGGAGAAGAUAGUGAUGUCCUCAGCAUAAAUGCAGAUGCAUAUGAUAGUGACAUAGAAGGCCCAUGCAAUGAAGAGGAUGGUCCAGAUGUGCAAGAGAGCACUGUCAGAAGUGGAGCUGGCCAGAUAGAUGACCUUCAGAAGGACAUUGAGAAGAGUGUGAAUGAGAUUCUGGGGUUGGCAGAGUCCAGCCCAAAGGAGCCUAAAGCAGCAGCCUUAGCUGUUCCUCCAUCAGAAGAUGUUCAGCCAUCAGCACAACAGCUGGAGCUUCUGGAACUCGAGAUGAGGGCCAGAGCUAUUAAGGCUCUGAUGAAAGCUGGUGAUGUAAAGAAACAUCCAUGACACUGUUCAGAUUUCAUUUUCACUAUUUGUUUCGAAAAAGGUGAUGUCUGUUCUCUUCAGUGCUAUGUUUGGGUUGGGUGUGACAUUCCUCGUUCAGACUGUAUUGUGUAUCCUGACCUGUGGUUCAGUGGUUUUGUUGCCUUUAGUGUGCUGCUUCCGUGACAUUCACAAACAGUGGUUGAUGCUUCCCUGAGAUGAGGUGUCCUUGUGCUAGGUCGCUUCCUCAGGGAGUCACACCACAUAUGGAGCUGUGCCAGGUAUCUGGUGCCUUCCAGAAAGGUUGUUGUAGAAACAUGGAAUUAUUGAAUGGUUACGGUAGGAAGAGAUUUGAGACUGCUUAAUUCUUCUUGGGGCCCAUCUCAUCAUAAUGUAGGUACUCUAAUUACAAUGUGAUGCAGACAUCAAAUUUUUUUUUAUAGGUAUGAAGUUUACAACUGUACUGUUUGUUAAGUAAAAUAAUGUAUUAUGUAUUUUUGUUCAUGAGUUUUCCUUGGUUGUUACUUAGAAAGCCAGUUACAUGCUUUGCAACAGAAGCAGACAUAAUUUCCCCUAGUAUUGUGUAAUAUUACUGCAAACUUAAGUCUAUUCAGAUAUUAUGUCUUGAAUUCUUUUAAAGUUUAUCAUUUUCUUUAUGUUCUUUCAUUUUAUCCCUUUUCUUCCUUCUCUUUAUUCCCUUUCUUUUUUACCAGUUUCUUUUUAAAUCCCUUUCUGUAGGAAGCUUCUUGUAUAUUUCUUAAGUAUGAUUGAUUUCCUCUACAACCAACAUUAUUGUAAAAUGUUAGUGCAGUGUAAAUUUGAUAAUAAACUAAAACCUUCAUUAAAUACAGCUGAUAAAAUUACAGUGUGCUUCUACUAAGUGAUAUCAGUGACCUUGGUAAAGUGCACCUGACUCUAGGGUUAUCCACAUCGUCAGCAUUUUUUCUAUUAUUUUGUAGCAAAUGGAGAUUGUAAGUGAAAAUAUAUACACACAAUUCAAAAGGUAACUUUACUGACUCAAAAUCUGUGGGUGUUGUCUUUGGUCAAUUCCACUUAGGUGUUUGAUGAACUUGUGUUUUAUUUGAGUCUGGAGAAACUAAAGAAGUAAUCAGAGAAAGACAGCUGGCAAAACUUAGAUGUGCUGUCUUCUCUUUUACAAAGUCAUAGACUGGUGGAGCUGUGUUGGAUUUCAAAGAUACAUUUCAGUGCUGCUGUACUUAGGUCAUUAAGGCACCAAGUACCUCACCUUGCCUGCUGUGCAAGCGCAAAUCUUGCUUGCAAGGGCAUUUCCUGCAUCACAUGAAGAAGCCACAUAUAUGAAGUUUAUUCAGUGAUGUUGGAAAACAACACAUUUCAGUUGUUUAGCAACACAAAAAUACUGGUGGAAGUAAUGAUAAACUAGAAUGUAAUUGCCUUCUACUGACUACUUUGUGGAGGUGUAUGGUAUUUAUUAUUUUUCUACUGGUUUCCCAGGUCACCCUUAAAAGUUUGUUAUAUAGCACAUUGAAAGGGUGUUAUUUCAAGCUACGCUACAUGUUAAAGUUAGCUAAUGCUAACUUUAACAUGUAGUGUGACAGAGAUGAAACAGGUUUACUAUGCAUAUGGCAGAGAAGGUUUGUAAUUACAGCCUAAUUAAAUUUGAAAUUAAAACAUGAGAAGUAUUCCAAGAAAAUUCAAUUAAGCUGUUUACAAAAAACAAAAAAAAAUCAUGUAAAAUACUUAAUGUGAUUGGUUACACAAGUGCUAAUUCAUUUUUAGGAUAUUGUACUGUUGCUGCUUAGGUUAAAAACAGAUCAGCUAAAUUACAUGUGUUCUUGCUUUGAUUUGUAUCACUAAAGAGAUAAAAAAAUCCAGUGUAUUUAAAAUAUUUAUUAUACAGCUGUUUCAUUUUUCACUUUUAAAUAUCUCUGUGAUCUUUACUUGAAAAAUAAAUUUAUUAUUUCAUUUGGAA
Melospiza melodia melodia is the source of this 2863-nucleotide messenger RNA. It is a transcript of the gene CAAP1, whose product is annotated as caspase activity and apoptosis inhibitor 1. The coding region runs from base 25 to 936 and encodes 303 amino acids. The record is from RefSeq and is a predicted model, not a curated record. Lineage: Eukaryota; Metazoa; Chordata; Aves; Passeriformes; Passerellidae. The transcript is spliced from 6 exons.